AUGCCUUUAGAUUUUAGUAGUACCGAAUCAAACUUUACACAAUUUAAGAAGCUUGUAGAGGGUGGAAGCACAGACACCAAGAAAAUCAAUGAGCUUUUGGUUCUCUUAAAGAUUGCAAUCAUUCAAGCUUCCAUACCAACAGAGAAAGAUCAUAAUCAACAAAUCGUAAAAGAAACUUUAUUAGUUAGAGAAAUAUUGGAAUGUGGAGCAUUGUAUAGUAUUAAACAAAAGGAUAUUAAGGCAUUUGAUCGAUUCUAUGCACAGUUGACACCAUAUUAUUACGAUUUCCAAAAAUAUAUUCAACCAUCUCCUUUGCAAUACAAUAUCAUUGGUUUACAUUUGAUGAAGUUGUUGGCCACUCACAACACUCCAAGAUUCCAUGCUGAACUUGAAAUUAUCCCAGACUCUAUGUUGGAUAAUCCAUUUAUCAAGUACCCAUUAUUAGUAGAGAAAUCAAUUACUGAAGGUAGUUAUCAAAAGGUACUUUCGUCAAGAUCACAAGUACCAAGUGAACAUUAUCUUGUAUUUAUUGAUCUUUUAUCUGAUUCUAUGAAAGAGGAUAUUGCCAAUUGUAGUGAAAAGUCAUUUAAAUAUCUUUCAUUGAAUGAAGCUCAACAAUUACUUCAAUUCAAUCCACAACAACUUAAUGAUUUUAUUGUCAAGCGUGGAUGGAAGGUUCAAGGUGACAAAAUUAUUUUCCAAUCUGGAUCAUCUUCUGUUGAAAUCCCAUCACAACAACUUAUCGCUCAAACUCUCCAUUAUGCAAAGGAACUUGAAAGAAUUGUAUAA
Molecule: messenger RNA, 789 nt
Organism: Cavenderia fasciculata
Lineage: Eukaryota; Evosea; Eumycetozoa; Acytosteliales; Cavenderiaceae
Gene: psmD8-2
Product: 26S proteasome regulatory subunit S14
Exons: 4
Coding region: 1-789 (262 amino acids)
Biological process (GO): proteasome-mediated ubiquitin-dependent protein catabolic process
Cellular component (GO): cytosol; nucleus; proteasome regulatory particle
Source: RefSeq, a predicted model, not a curated record